AUUCUCGUGAAAGUUUUUGUGAAAGUCCUUGUGACGCUUGUAGAGCUUGUGAAAGUUCUUGCGAAAGUUCUUGUGGAAGUUCUUGUGAAAAUUUUCAUGGAAAGUCUUGUAAAGGACCUUGUGGAAUUUCUU
Messenger RNA from Funneliformis mosseae, 132 nucleotides. Lineage: Eukaryota; Fungi; Glomeromycota; Glomeromycetes; Glomerales; Glomeraceae. The record is from the annotation of a GenBank genome assembly.